GUGCGCGGCACAGACCUCCUUCUUUCGUGUCCUCGCCCACCCGUAGCUGGUCGAUCACACCAGCACCAGCCAGACGAAGCCAUCACCGUACUCUGUUCUAACAUAACUAAAGUUGAUCCAUCAGUUUUAAAUAAUUGUUAAAAUUCAUAUAUUUAAUAGUAAAAGUUGCAACAAUGGAGGAUAAAAAAAUCGAUCAGUACUACACACCACCCCCUAAACUUGGAAAAUGGGAGUCAUUCUCUACAUUUUUGUACAACUCCGAGACGGGACAGUUUCUCGGACGAACUGGCUCCAGUUGGGCUAAAAUCCUGCUGUUUUAUGUGAUUUUCUAUGGAGUAUUAUCGGGAUUUUUUGGUGCACUACUGGCGGUAUUUUACCAGACCCUAGAUUAUCAGCAACCAAAAUGGCAAUUGGAACGCUCGUUAAUCGGCAACAAUCCAGGACUUGGAUUCCGGCCGUUGCCACCAGACAGCAAUGUCGAGAGUACGCUCAUUUGGUACAAAGCCAGUGAUAAGGGGAAUUUCAUUCUCUGGGCUGAGGCACUCGACAAAUUUCUCGAAGCGUACGAACCCCCCAAGCCUGGCACCACUGGUCUGGCUGCGCAGUUUCAGGAGAACAGGGUUCUAUGCUCAUAUGGAAACCCACCGCCUCCUGGAAAAGCCUGCAUAGUUGAACUAGAGAAGUUUUCACCAUGCAUCAAACAAAACAGAUACAUGUAUGACAAGUCUCAGCCUUGUAUUUUCUUGAAGCUCAAUAAGAUCUUUGGUUGGCAACCACAAUUUUUCAACGACACAGAUAACCUUCCAUCCAACAUGCCCCAGGAUCUCCAAAAUCGCAUAAAAACCGCAAAAAUGCGAAAUCCCAAGGAAUUGGAAACAAUCUGGGUUUCAUGCGAGGGUGAAAAUCCCGCUGAUGUUGAGAACAUUGGACCGAUUCAGUAUAAACCAAGCUCGGGAUUCCCCGGUUACUAUUUCCCGUACACAAACAGACCGGGUUAUCUCAGUCCGCUGGUCGCUGUUUGGUUCGAGGCGCCAAAGCGCAAUGUUCUAAUCAACAUCGAGUGCAAAGCGUGGGCCAAAAACAUUAUCCACGACCGUUUCGAGAGGCGUGGUUCAGUUCACUUCGAGUUGAUGGUGGAUUAAACACAGUUUUCCAUUAAUAAAUCAUCAAUUGCGAAAGACCAUAAAACAUCCCCAUUAAACAAACAAAAAAAAAGUAAAAAUAAAAUUUAAAAACUCAUAACAGCAGUUACCAAAAGAACAGAAUAUACCAGACUCAUCGAUGAAUACGAUUCAACUCGUACAAAUCACUCGAUCCGGAUGAGAAAAACUGAGAAUAAAUGAUAAAGUGUCGGAAAAAUCGGACCACCUUUCCCCAUUUCAACCGAAAGGAGAUGGCAUUUUUCAAGAGCGAUUGUACGAGAUGAUAACAGAUGCACUGAUAUGAAUUAACAUUUAUGGGCUCUCCCCAUUAUUAUUGUUAUCCACUGCCGUUGAUCUCAAUGUUCUUCUCCGUCGACAAUUUUCAAUGCGUCUUUAUCAUCCUAAAAUGAUCAUGAAUUAAAAUAAUAAGCAUCAGAGAGCACAAAAAACAUCAGAAAAAAGAACGAGUGGAAAGAAUUCUGCAGUGAAGCGGUGAAUUAGAAACGAAAAUAUCAAGAAAAUUCUUUUGAAAAUGUGAAAUUUCCGUGAAAAAUGUCUCUUGAUAUUUUCCGUGACCAACAAGGUGUUCAAACAGACCCGUUACAUUUAUCAAUUCACUUCGGAAUAGUAAAGAAUACUCAUCAUUUCACAUUAAGCACAAAAGCAGUGUCGACGCAGAGGAGUGAAAUCUCGCAGGCUUCUGGAAUGGUGAUCUGAUUUUUUCAUGGCGACAGACACAUUUUUUUAUGUACAUCAUUAUUAUUUCAUUAAUUUAUUCGAAUGAAGAAUUUUCUGUUAAUUUAUACUAUUCACUGAUGUAACAUCAAUAAUGCUAACGCUUUACGUUCAUAAUUUUAAGAGGAAUGAAUAAUUUACACAACACUAACGACGUUUUACAUCGACUUUCAUUCGAAUGAUGCAAAUGAGAAUGAUGAAGAAUCAAACAAUUUGUUAAAAGAACAUUCCGACUCCACAUGAUUCCAAAAAUUCGGUAAUACGAGCCAGCGAUUCAAAUCGAUACGAUCGAAAUUUCAUGGAUUUAGAGCUUUCAAUGUGUGUCAUGACUAAAUGAGCAAAUAAUUGCGACAAUUCUGUUGAGUUUUUUCAUGUACGAGGAAGCACUUGUGACCUCUGCGAUAUAGUACGUGUCUUAAUAGGGGAUCGACGAUCAGAUAAGUCCAACACAUGAUUGAAAAAAAAUAUAUAUAAUAGAAAAAAUCCUAAAAAAUCUAAAAAAAACAAUACAUAUGUAUAGAACACGCUUUUGAGGAGGCAUUUGCUUAGUCACUGGAGAUCUGUGAAGAGAUGAGAAUGUGCAACGUCAAAAAAAAAUUCUGCAAGCCUAUAGUGAUGAUAUAUCGUCCUUACGAUCAUACAUACGAACAAAAAUAAUGAAAGAAAAAAUUAAAAAAUGUUUAAGAUUAAAUUAAUUGUACCGAAUAAUAAAAUACUAUAGUGAUAUAGUAAACACAGUCGUAUAUAGUUGAAAUAGGUACUUAGGAGUGAAAAAAAAUGGUUGUUUCGAUGAUUUAUCUUUUUGAGAGAGAAAAUACGUUCCACUAACACGACUUUUUCUUAAAAUAAAAAUGUAAACAUGAACUAAGAGAUUUGUGAAGAUAAAAUGCAAUGCAAUGAGUAAAACUGUUCACAGAAUCCUGAUUAAUAUGCCUGAUCUAUGAGUACCAGUGGCACUUUACAUUAAUCUAUUUGAAGGGACGAGUGUAUCAUUUAAUUACUGUUCAUUAAUUUAAUCGCUAUUUAUUGAAUCGAGACUUUGUAUUUAUUAGACGCAUUGACUGUACACGCCUGUGUGUGCCGCCGUUUAAACAAUUUUAUUGAUAAAUAAAGAACAUCGUAAUACCUAUUAAUUA
Diachasma alloeum is the source of this 3013-nucleotide messenger RNA. RefSeq names its product sodium/potassium-transporting ATPase subunit beta-2. The coding region runs from base 174 to 1142 and encodes 322 amino acids. The record is from RefSeq and is a predicted model, not a curated record. Gene Ontology annotation, biological process: potassium ion import across plasma membrane; sodium ion export across plasma membrane; intracellular potassium ion homeostasis. Lineage: Eukaryota; Metazoa; Arthropoda; Insecta; Hymenoptera; Braconidae. Gene Ontology annotation, molecular function: ATPase activator activity. The transcript has 5 exons. Gene Ontology annotation, cellular component: sodium:potassium-exchanging ATPase complex.